Messenger RNA from Xyrauchen texanus (razorback sucker), 2096 nucleotides. Its product is annotated as AT-rich interactive domain-containing protein 3B-like. Lineage: Eukaryota; Metazoa; Chordata; Actinopteri; Cypriniformes; Catostomidae. Gene Ontology annotation, cellular component: nucleus. Gene Ontology annotation, molecular function: DNA binding. The transcript is spliced from 10 exons. Gene Ontology annotation, biological process: regulation of transcription by RNA polymerase II. Bases 282 to 2096 code for a protein of 604 amino acids. The record is from RefSeq and is a predicted model, not a curated record.
CCUAACAAUGCUGUGUAGGUCGCUCGCGCGGGGCGGGGGUAGGAAACGGCUAACAUAGAGAGAGACUGGAACGGAGGGGAGUUGUUAUCUGAACACCAGGCGGGCCGGAGGUCUGAGAUCGGGGUCCUGCUCAUUUAAACGGAGAGAUAUCAGCGGCUGAACGCGCACCGGAUUCACACGCGCUCGGUGGACGAACGGAAAGUGUCACCGGUGCGCGUGCACGAUUUAUCAACGGGACAGUGACUGAGAGAGACAUCGAGGAGAUUGGGAGGAGUGGAGGAAUGGUGGACAACACCGGCAGCAGUAAAACACAGAUGGAGGGGGAUUUGGGGGGCGGGUACCCUCUGAGUGGCACAUCGGGGGUGAAGCUAGAGGCCAUGAUGGAGCAGCUUCAACGGCAACAGCAGGCACGUUUGGACAUGGAGCGGAAGGAGCGGAUGUUGCGUGAAGCUCACAUUAUGUAUGCGCAACAGGUUGCGGCGCAACAGGCCAUUCUGGCCGCCGCCCGAGCUUCUGGAGCUGGCUUCAUGGGCAAGAGCUUCAGCACAGGGGCCGUGCCACCCCUGGGGGUCGGGCAGCUGUCUCGAGUGUCUAAUCAGAGCAGUGUGGACUCAGAACGCGAGGAUGAGGAGGAACGGGGCCGAGAUUCAGGUGAGGAAGAUGAUGACGAUGAAGAUGAGAUGAUGGAGGGAGAUGAAGGCAGUGAGGAAGAUGACGGGGCACCCAGCGGGCUGGAGUUUCUCAGGAAGCAGACGCUGGCACUGCAGCAGGGAGCAGCCCAGAUCCCUGCACGUCCGUUUGGGAAUUUUGGGGACUCGCCAACUCCCGCAGGCACCCAGAGAGCUCUGUCACUUCCUGUCAGGGUGAAACAGGAGACAGAAGACGAUCUCUCACCCCUUGCACGGCCAUCGGCGUCUUCUCCUAACGGCCAAGCAGACUGGAGCUAUGACGAGCAUUUUAAACAGAAUGGCUGUGCAUCCUGGCUGGAUGAUAUGGAUAAUGCCCGUGGGAGGAGUGAAGCCUCCAGAGAUUUCGCCAAGUUAUACGAGUUGGAUAAUGACCCGAACAGGAAGGAGUUUCUUGAUGAUCUUUUCACCUUCAUGCAGAAAAGAGGGACUCCAGUGAACAGAAUUCCCAUCAUGGCAAAGCAGGUGUUGGAUCUGUACAUGCUUUAUAAGCUGGUGACAGAGAAGGGUGGACUGGUGGAGGUCAUUAACAAGAAGAUCUGGAGAGAGAUCACUAAGGGUCUAAACCUGCCCACCUCUAUCACCAGUGCUGCCUUCACGCUACGCACACAGUAUAUGAAGUAUCUUUACCCAUUUGAGUGUGAGCGGAAGGCUUUGAGUUCUCCCAGUGAACUACAGGUGGCCAUUGACAGUAACCGUCGUGAGGGGCGUCGACCUAGCUACAGUAACAGCCUGUUCCGCUUUAGCCCCUCCCCCAGCUCCGCCCCUCACAUGCUCUCACCUCCAAAAAUGCAUCUGUCCGCGCUGGGCCCAGGGGCCAUUGGGGCCCUGAACGGACUACAUCCGUCACCCGGGCCGUCUCUGAAAAAGAGACUGGAGGACACUGUUUCCUCUAUGUAUUGUGGGCGAGCUCCAGCCAUGGCGCUGCCGUUGGGUCAGCAGCAGGUGGCGGGAUUGGCACGAGCGUCCACACUGGAGCAGCUCAGAGAGAAACUGGAGACUGAAGUGCCGGAGAGGAAGAUCGCUCGACUUGCAGAAGAGCAGCAGAGACUGAUGCAGCAGGCCUUCCAACACAACCUGCUCGCCAUGACAUCACACAUACCCAUGAACCUGCGGCUCGCAGCUCCACCCAGAGAUGAGCAACAUGAUCUGGCGAUGAGUAUUUCCUCUACUGGAGCGGCGGGUAUCAGUGUAUCAGUGAAAAUAAAUGGCAUUAUUUACUCAGGAACUUUGUUUACCCAGAAGUCUGCAGCUGCAGGUAUGAAUGUGUCUGCUGCAGCUACUGCAUCUUCAGCUGGACCCAGUGGGGUAAAGACCUACCCUGGCUCUGCCCUCAGCCAAAGCCCCACCUCAUCUCCCUCCUCCAAGGGGCCAAGCUCAGCGAAACCAUCCACCAGCAGCUCGACGUAG